This is a messenger RNA of Parnassius mnemosyne (clouded apollo), 231 nucleotides long. The record is from the annotation of a GenBank genome assembly. NCBI's taxonomy places the organism in Eukaryota, Metazoa, Arthropoda, Insecta, Lepidoptera, Papilionidae.
AUGAAUUUAUGUAGAGGAAAAAAGAGAAAUUUAAGUAGAAUGUCAGAGAGGGAGAGACAAAGAGAGAGAGAGAGAGAGAGACAGAGAGAGAGAGAGAGAGAGAGAGAUUUAGGGGGAACAAACAGACAGACAGACAGACAGACGGACAGACAGACAGACAGACAGACAGACAAAAAAUUUAAAAAUUGUGUUUUUGUUAUAAGUACAGUAUAUACUUUCAUAUGCAUUUAG